AUGGUCCGAACCUAUCCGAUCUUGUCUGAUCGCAAGCAGAGAGGCCGUGAGGAGCUAGCCUCGCCCCCGACUGCCGGCCUCUUUGCCAAGAUCUCCUCCAAGCCCACCAACCACUCCAAGUUCACGGGGAAGUGCGGCCGCUCCAAGUGCAACGAUUGCCAUGUGCAUCCGGCAUCCAAGUCCGAGGACAAGGUCAAGGGAGCUCACAAAAUGCGUUCUUCCUCAGAUGUCGUGUCUAACUACAGACUUAUCACAUGGCGGGUGGUGGAUUCUGCAUCCGGUUUCAAGGUGUCGGGGUUUUCUGCAACGGGCAUUUUGGACUAUUUGGAUCGCGUGGAUGAUUAUGAUUAUGAGUAUGAAGGUGAGGGUGUUGAUCAUGAGCAUGCUCAUUUUGAUGUUGGUUUUAAUGGAAGUUAUGAUCAUGGCAUGGGAACUUAUGAUUAUGGGAUGGGAUCUCAUGGUGUGGAGAUUGAAGAAAUUGAUGGCUGUGAUGAUAGCAGUCAUGGUGAUGAUGAUGUUGUUGAUGAUGAUGAUAGAAUGAGUUUCUGUGAGGUGGGAUUUAUUUGGCAAGCUGUUGAUGGAGAUGAAAGCUGGUGUUUGGUGGAAGAAAUUUGA
Molecule: messenger RNA, 615 nt
Organism: Salvia splendens (bonfire salvia)
Lineage: Eukaryota; Viridiplantae; Streptophyta; Magnoliopsida; Lamiales; Lamiaceae
Exons: 1
Coding region: 1-615 (204 amino acids)
Source: RefSeq, a predicted model, not a curated record